UCAACCUUUCCCUCACUUCGCUACUUCCACUUGUACUCACGUCUAUUCGUCCGCCAACCCAUUCAUUUCUUCAUUAAUCUUUCUUUCAUUCUCCAUCUUACAACAACAUUUCAUCAUUCCUUUAUUCCCUUACCUUACAGGCCACUAACGCUGCUUCUUUCAUCGACACUACCUCGUUUAUUACCACCACUGUUGCUCUCUUGCUUAGAGUAACGACCCCUCCUCCAUCCUGCUGCACCUAACUUUAUGGCAGAAGCGUCCACAGCUACCAUCGCAACACCGUUGUCCCGAAGAUUAGUCUAAAGGAAUGGAAUAUUAAUUAAAUAACAACCUGCAGCUUUAUACUUCUAGGACCUUUAAUUCAAUUUUUUAAUUUGUUUGAUUUUAACAGCAUGUAAACAAACGUUCAUAUGUGAACUGGUACGCGUUUGCGCAUCCGCACAAAUACUCAUGUAAUAAUAGACAAAUUGAUAGAGAGAUAGGCGGAUGGUUAACAAUAUAGGUGAAGAUGCUUAAAGAUCGCAUAUGAAUAAUGUCUCACUUUAUAUUGUCUAAGUAAAAUGUAUUCUCUCGUGCAUAUGCAGCUGUGGAGAACGCGAGGGCAAAAUGUAAGGAGAUAGAAUACGCCAGAUUUAUUUAUAUUUAUAAACAGUCGUGCACUGCUUAAAAAAAUCAGCAACACAUCUAUCACAAGAAUGGAUCCCUCCUGCCAUCUGUCACAAACUCAGUACUGUGGUUUCUAUCCUGUCAACUCUUAUUCACUCAUCAAAACGUCCUCUUUUAGCUCACCUAAGGAUAAUGUGCACCAAAUAAAGGUGUGUUGCUGUGGUCAGAAUGUCAAAAGAAGUCCUUUGGAAUAUAUCAACAGUCUUUGCCAGCAGCUGUCAUUUUUGUUGAAUACCCCUUAACAUCUCUGUGAUGUGCUCUGCUCAAUAUGAGUGACAACUAUGAUUGCAUGGAAGUAUCCAUGUCUGCAUCAUCUAAUACCACUUUGGAGUACUGUGAUGAUCUCUAUGAUGAGGCCGGGACCAACUCAGCUGUACUGUAUGCCAUGUCGGCUGCUGACAGCACAGCACAGAAUCAGGAGACUUGCAAAAAGAAGAAUCCUCAGAAAAGAUCCUUGUCAAAAGGAAUGAAACUGUUAUCUCCCUCUAGCCUUGAUACCUCAACCAGUGGAUACUCCAUUAGUAGCAAUGUACCAUUUCUUAAAGGUCGGACUGAGAAAGAUGAAUAUGUACGUUGUGCUGUGAAUGCAGCCAAUAUUGGUGAAGAUGAUGAGAGAGAAUGUGGUUUGGGAGGAUUUCGGCCCGAAUGCCUCAAUGUUUGUGCAAAUAUUAGAUCUUUUGUUUUCUUUAUGUGCCUAUUGUUAGUUGUUACUGGCUCUUUAUCGACAGGUUAUUUGAACAGUGUUAUAACAACUAUUGAGAAACGAUUUGAAAUUGGAAGUUCAAUUUCAGGACUAAUUGCUGCUUCUUAUGAAUUCGGGUCUCUUGUGGCAGUGAUUUUUGUCAGCUACCUUGGCAGUCGAAGACACAUUCCAAAAUGGAUUGGUGUUGGAGUUGUGUUCAUGGGAUUUGGAGCUAUUUUUUUCUCAAUGCCUCAUAUCAUAGCUGAAAAAUAUACUUUAAAAGACAAGAUCAUUAACAGUACCAAAGAAAACAUCUGCCGAUCAGUUGCAGGUGGAGCUGGUAACCGCUGUAUUGAUAAAAAUUCUGGGAACUGGAAAUAUGUCUUAAUAUUAAUAAUAUCGCAAGUGCUCAUUGGUACUGGAGGAACACCAAUACUUACUCUUGGAACUACAUAUGUUGAUGAUCACGUGACCAAAGAAAAAGCUCCAUUAUAUCUCGCUUUCAUCUAUGCGACUGCUGCAUUGGGUCCUGUUGUUGGUUAUGCCCUUGGAGCUCUACUCUUGCAGUUUUAUGUUGAUUUGUUUUCCUACAAUGUUUCUCUGACCCCUUCAGAUCCUCGUUGGAUUGGGGCCUGGUGGGGUGGCUUCAUCAUCUGUGGAGUAGUUCUAAUCCUUAUGUCCCUUCCAUUUUUUGCAUUCCCAAAAGUCCUCAGUAGAGAAAAGCGCAAAAUUUUGGAAAACAAAAGCAAAGAGCUUCUUCUUAAUGAGGAAGAUCAGGUAGCCAAUAAAGAAUAUGGCCGAACCAUAAAAGAUAUACCAAAAUCUAUUUGGCUCCUUCUAAAGAAUUCCAUUUACCUCAUCACUUGCCUUGGUAUAUGUUGUGAGUUCUCAAUUGUCAGUGGAUUUGUUACUUUCCUGCCAAAAUAUUUUGAAACCCAGUUUGGAAGUUCUACCUCAGUCGCUAAUCUAUUUACAGGUGGAAUUGGUAUUCCUGGUGCUGUUGUUGGAAUCCUUAUUGGAGGCUGUGUACUUCGUCGUUUUCAACUCUGUCCAAAAGGGGCCAUACAGAUGACUCUUAUUCUUGAUAUCCUUGCGCUGAGUGGAUAUAUCCUUUUCUUCUUCCUUGGAUGUGAUAAUUUAAAAAUAGCUGGUGCAACAUUUCCAUAUUUCAAUAGCACUGGUCACAAGAUAAUGGAGGCAAACUUGACAUCAGCUUGUAACUCUAACUGUGACUGUUCUCCAAAUCACCUCGAACCAAUCUGUGGAAUAAACGGUAUCACUUAUUUCUCACCCUGUCACGCUGGCUGUACCAAUUAUUACGUCAAUCAUAACAAUGCAUAUCAUUCCACAAACUACAGUGGCUGUUCCUGCAUACUAGACAACCACCUUGCCAGUUCUGAAGUUGUUGUGCUGCCUCUAGCCACAAGUGGUCCAUGUAAGACUACCUGCAAAAAUUUGCUACCAUUUCUAAUCUUGUUGGUUGUGAUGACAUUUUGUGUUGCUGGGACACAGAUGCCACUAUUGAUGGUUACUCUCAGGUCAGUUGCUGAAGAAGAAAGAGCUUUUGCUCUAGGAAUGCAGUUUGUUUUAUUCCGGCUCUUUGCCUAUAUUCCUGCCCCAAUACUUUUUGGUAACAUCAUAGACACAGCUUGUCUCUUGUGGAGAAACAAAUGUGGAAACAAUGGCUCUUGUCUUGUUUAUGACAUUGUACAGUUCCGAAACAAAUAUGUUGGUAUCUCUGCCGGACUGAAGGUUCUUGGAACUUUGCUGUUUUUUAUUGUCUGGUUAUUAAUACGCAAGAAGAUAGGUGAUGAUUCUAAGUUUACUAUGGCAGUUACUCAGUAUGUGGACCCAGUAUAUUCCAUCAACAAAUUAGCUAAACUGCCUGAAAUUCCAGCCACACAAACAGACCCUGAUUCCACAAACAAACCAAUGCUGACAGAGCCAACAUCGGUAAUGGAUCCUGAUGAGGGACAGAGUUUCUCUUCACAGACAUAUGAAUCUCAUGUAUGACACUUUGCAAAUCAGUCAGUCGAAAUGUUAUUGAUGACAUUUUAAGUUCUUCAAAAGUAUUUUCAUUUGUUAUAAAGUCGUAACUGAUCAAAAUACAUCCAUUUCCACCUAUCUAAAUAACAUAUCUCUAUACAUAAAAAAAAAAAAGUAUGUCCAUUCAAUGUUAACAUAUAUCUUUACGUGUAUAUAUAAUAUAUAUUGACGAAACAGUUUGGUUAUGAGGAAAACAAUUUUACUCAAUGGCAAGUUAUAUUGUAAUAGCAAAAGUCUGCAGCCCAAGCUAAUAGGCUUUUAUCUGUUUUAUUGUUAUUUUAGAAACAAAGGUCAACUUUGCCUUUCAUCCUAAACAGGGUCGAUAAAUAAAGUACCAGUCGAGCUCUGGGAUCCAAUAUAAUCAAGUAACUCUUCCUCCUCCCCUUAAAUUUGUGGCCUUGUGCCAACAUUGCUCUUUCUACUUCUAUUACAACAAACUCCAUCUAUGAAUGUGCUUGAGUUUCUGUGUAAUAUAAAAAUAGAUAACUUUAACGAUAGUAGCUAGAGGUUAUUCAAAUUACAGCCCUUCAUGAAAUCCAACAAGGUUUUGCACCAAAAACCUGUUGAGCCUUGUCUGGUUUAGUAAAUUUGGCCAUUUCAUGUAAUGUCUAAUUUGUUGUAGAUUUUAUGAAAGCUCUCAAUGCUGUUUUAAUAGUCAUGCAAGAAGGUAGUCAUUGUUAAUAUUUACACUUACAUAAUUACCCACCAACAAUGUAUGAAUAUCUGUUGUUAGCUACCAUUAUAUAUAGUACAAGCAUGGCCAUGUGGUUAAGCAAUUCACUUUGCAGUUGCAUGGUCCUAGGUUCAAUUGUUGCACAGCACCUUGGGCAAGUGUCUUUAUCUAUGCUGUCAGGUUGACCAAUACCUUGGUGAAAGGAAUUUGGUCAAUGGGAACUGUGGGGUAUCCUGUUGUACAAAUCAAGUCCAGUUAAUCCUAUGGGAUAGAUUGAAUGCUGAAAGAAGGUAAAAGCACUUUACUUUGUUAUGAAUAGAGACCAUACAUCAACAAUUGCUAUUGAUUCAUUAUUUAUGAACUGACAGAUGUUUUUUUUGUAUGAAAUUUUUCCAACAAAAUUAAAUGCCUCUAAAAUCUAGCUUAUUGAUUCCACCGUAGGUCCAUUUUUACAUUUGAUAUUUUAGAAUCAUUUUAAAUGUAACCCAAAUGAAAAUGAGAAAUCAAUUUGUACAACUAUUAACCUAGAUUUUUUAGCUUCAGCAUCAGUGGUUCUCAACUUUUUAAAUACCC
Octopus bimaculoides (California two-spot octopus) is the source of this 4640-nucleotide messenger RNA. RefSeq names its product solute carrier organic anion transporter family member 5A1. Gene Ontology annotation, molecular function: protein binding. The record is from RefSeq and is a predicted model, not a curated record. Gene Ontology annotation, cellular component: basolateral plasma membrane. Gene Ontology annotation, biological process: sodium-independent organic anion transport; transmembrane transport. NCBI's taxonomy places the organism in Eukaryota, Metazoa, Mollusca, Cephalopoda, Octopoda, Octopodidae.